Rotaria socialis is the source of this 285-nucleotide messenger RNA. The record is from the annotation of a GenBank genome assembly. Lineage: Eukaryota; Metazoa; Rotifera; Eurotatoria; Philodinida; Philodinidae.
AUGUCACAACAAUCAUAUCAACAAUCAUAUCCUAACCAAUCGCCUCAAAAUGGAAACAAUAUUAAUAUUUCUGGACCGGUUAGUGCAGGUGGAAAUGUUGCUAUAAGUAAUAUUGCAGGCAACCCGACAGGCCCAAAUAAUCAGAAACCAAAUAAUCAGAAACCAAAUAAUCAGAAACCAAAUAAUCAGAAACCAAAUGAAGAAGAAAAAAAUGACAGCAAAACAAAUAGCAAAGAAGCAAAUUAUAAUGGCUCAAUUUCCUUUGCGUUCAGAAAGCCCAAAUGA